AUGUCGUGGUUUUUGCAGAAAAUCGUUCACAAUGAGGCGAUGAGGACUGACCCUAAGGAGAUUUAUGGAUGGAGAGUCUACGCUCUUGCGUGCUCCGCGUGUUGCGGAGGAAUGCUUUUCGGUAUGGACUCUGGUAUCAUUGGUGGGGUUCUCACGAUGCCUCCAUUUGAACGAACCUACGGCCUCGAAGGACUCGACAGCGUCGCCAAAGCAAACCUUUCCGCCAACAUCGUCUCCACGCUCCAAGCAGGAUGCUUCUUCGGAGCUCUGCUCGCAUCGCCAGCAGCGGAUAGAUGGGGCCGAAGACUUGCCCUGAUCGGAGCAGCGGUGAUUGGAAUCGUGGGAGUCACAAUGCAAUCCUCAGCCAGUGGCCACCUCCCAGCCAUGUAUGUCGGACGCCUCGUAACCGGCUUCGGAGUCGGCGCCGCCUCAAUGAUAAACCCCCUCUACGUCUCCGAGAACGCACCGCGCGCCAUCCGCGGCGGCCUUACUGGCCUCUACCAACUCUUCAUCGCAAUGGGAAUCAUGCUCGCCUUCUGGAUAAACUACGGCUGUCUACUCCACCUCACCGGCUCAGCAAUGUAUCUCAUCCCUCUAGCAAUGCAAGGUCUUCCCGCCGUGCUCCUGCUCAUGGGCAUGCUCCUCUGUAACGAGUCACCGCGCUGGCUCGCCAAGCAGGAUAGAUGGGAAGAGGCACGCGCAACUCUCUGCAAGGUCCGCGCUCUGCCCGCGGAUCACCCUUAUGUCGAGGACGAGUUCCAGGCUAUCGCGACACAGCUGGAGCAGGAGCGCGCGCUUAUUGGUGGUUCUGGGUUCUGGGAUCUUAUGAAAGAGAUGUGCCUUAUUCCUGGGAAUAGGAAGAGGGCUAUGAUUUCUGUGUUUUUGAUGGUUUGUCAACAGUUGACCGGGACGAAUGCGAUUAAUUACUACAGUCCUCAGAUUUUCAAGAACCUCGGCGUAACCGGCAACGCAACAAACCUCUUCGCAACGGGUGUCUACGGCAUCGUCAAAAUGGUCAGCUGCGGCGUCUUCCUCAUCUUCGUCGCCGACUCCCUCGGCCGCCGCCGCUCUCUCCUCUGGACAUCCGUAGGCCAGGGCCUAGCAAUGAUGUACAUCGGAUUGUACGUCCGCAUCGCGCCCCCCGUGGAAGGUGCCCCCGUCAUCCCGGCCGGAUACGUCGCCCUCGUGUGCAUCUUCCUCUUCGCGGCAUUCUUCCAGUUUGGCUGGGGUCCCGUUUGCUGGAUCUAUGUCUCGGAGAUCCCGACUGCGCGGCUGCGUUCGUUGAAUGUGGCUCUUGGUGCGGCGACGCAGUGGCUGUUUAACUUCGUGGUUGCGAGGGCCGUGCCGAAUAUGUUGGCUACUGUUGGGUCUAAUGGAUAUGGGACGUAUCUUAUCUUUUCAUGCUUCUGUUUCUCUAUGGGAGUCUUUGUUUGGUUCUUCAUUCCCGAGACCAAGGGUAUGUCUCUUGAGAAGAUGGAUGACCUCUUUGGUGUGACGGAGCUGGUUCAGCAAAAAGCUGCUGAUCCGGAGCACGCUUUGGCUGCAGAGGACACUAACAAGGCUUCGGAAUCUCAGGUGGAGCAUGUGGCUCGUUAA
Messenger RNA from Penicillium cinerascens, 1596 nucleotides. RefSeq names its product sugar porter family MFS transporter. NCBI's taxonomy places the organism in Eukaryota, Fungi, Ascomycota, Eurotiomycetes, Eurotiales, Aspergillaceae. The record is from RefSeq and is a predicted model, not a curated record. Gene Ontology annotation, molecular function: carbohydrate:proton symporter activity. Bases 1 to 1596 code for a protein of 531 amino acids. Gene Ontology annotation, biological process: transmembrane transport; carbohydrate transport. The transcript has 7 exons. Gene Ontology annotation, cellular component: membrane.